AUGGGAGAGGACGAGAUCAUGGAUGAAUGUGAGUAUGAGUAUGAAGAUAGUAUUUUUUAUGAUGAAAAGUAUCCUAAUGAUGAGUCAUACUUAGAUGAGUUGCAGCAGGAAGAAGAGUUGGGUGAUGAGUUAGCCGGUGAGGAGAUUUUUGCAGAAUUGACAGAUUAUGAUUAUGAUGAUGCAUAUGAAUUGGAUUCAAUUGAGGAUUUAUUGAAACUUGACUUUUUAAGCAUUGGUGAGGUUGAAGUUGACAAGUUUCACUUUGGAACCCUAGCCAUUGCUUUUGAAUUUUACAACAGAUUUGCCAAGAGCCAAGGUUUCAGUGCAAGAAAAGACAAAAACUGGAAGAACUCAACCGACGAGACCUACAUGCAGAGAUUUGUGUAUUUUCGGCAAGGAUAUCGAUUAGAGAAGUGGUUAUUGCCAGCUCAAAGGAGUAUGUCCAAAGCCGAAAUUGCACUCAUGAACAAUAUGCGCAAGUCGGGGAUUAGCACAUCCCAGGUUUAUGCUUUGCUAGCAAGUCAAAGUGGUGGUUUUGACAAGUUGAACUAUGGCCCCAGAGACAUGUACAAUCAAAUAGCUAAGGCGAGGCGUGAGAUUCCAGAGGACGUGGGUAGAGCAUUAAAUUAUUUGGAGGGGAUGGCUGCAAACGAUAAAUCUUUAUACUACGAAGAGCUUCGGGCAACGGAUGGAAGGUUACUAAAUCUCUUUUGGUGUGAUGGUGUCAACCAUCACAACCAAAUUAUUGUCUUUGCUGCAUGCAUUGUAACAGAUGAGACGGAUGAGACUUAUAUAUGGGUGUUGCAACAGUUUUUGGAGGCAAUGAAUGGUAGAGUCCCAUCCUCUGUGAUAACUGAUGGGGCAAGGGCAAUGAAGAAUGCGAUUGAGAAAGGAUUAUAUGUUAGGAGAUUACGAGCAGUGUUCCGUAACAAGUGGCAAAUAUUGGUAGAGGAAUUUGGGGUUGAGGAAAAAGAAUGGCUAAAUGAAAUUUAUGAGAAACGUCGAUCAUGGGCAACAUGUUACAUCCGAGGGAAGUUCUUUGCUGGAUUUAGGACUACAUCACGCUGCGAGGGUUUGCAUUCAUUGAUUGGGAAGUACACUAAGCCUCAUUAUGACUUAUCCGAGUUUAUUGAGCACUUCCAACGAAUGUUGGGCCAUAUGCGUUUUAGGGAAUUUUAUGCUGAAUAUGAAUCUGCUCGUGGAGUUCCAGUUAUGCAAACUUGUAUUGAACCCCUUGAGAUGUGUGCUGCUGAUACUUACACAAGGGAGGUAUUCUUUUUAUUCAGGCCUAUUCUUGUUCGGUCGGGUGCAAUGAGAGUCGUGGAUUACCAAACAAGAGACAAUAGUAUAAUUUAUUAUGUUUGUAGGUAUGCCAAACCAACAAAGGUGUGGGAGGUUGAGUGUGUGGAUAAUGGUAACGCAAUCACUUGUUCAUGCAUGCGUAUGGAAUCAUUCGGUAUUUCCUGUGAACACAUUAUCUCUGUAUUGGUCCGUAGGGAUGUGCGCGAAAUUCCUAAAUGUCUAGUGUUGCAUAGAUGGACUAAGAAUGCAAAAGAAUCUAUGUCUGAGUCAAGUAGUUUUACAAGCGAAUUACAAGUUAGCAGUCGACUUUGUAUCCUCAAUGAGUAUGCUAGGAUGAUGUCAGAGGUUGCAUGUGCUACUACAGAGAGGUUCCAUGAAGCAAGGGAUCUUAUGCUUGAUCUUUAUAGCUCAUACAAAGCACUAGAUGAAGGGAACACGCCUUCAAAACCUAGACUGGGAUGUGGUACCAAUCCUAAAGGGCAUAGUGGUCGGAAAAAGCCCCAACGUUGCAGUAAUUGCAAGAAACCUGGUCAUAAUAAAACUUCUUGUUCAAAGCGCAAUGAAAAUGCUUUCCGUACACAAGGUAGCUCUACCCGUCAAACUGAUGCAAUUUAUGAUGAUGAAUGCAUGGAUGAUGUGGAAUACGAAACUCAAGAAUGGUGGUGA
Messenger RNA from Arachis stenosperma, 1968 nucleotides. Its product is annotated as protein FAR1-RELATED SEQUENCE 9-like. Gene Ontology annotation, molecular function: zinc ion binding. The record is from RefSeq and is a predicted model, not a curated record. The transcript is spliced from 5 exons. Lineage: Eukaryota; Viridiplantae; Streptophyta; Magnoliopsida; Fabales; Fabaceae. Gene Ontology annotation, biological process: regulation of DNA-templated transcription. Bases 1 to 1968 code for a protein of 655 amino acids.